UAGCUAGACUAGGGUCUAGCUGGCGUUCUGGAGAAGCUACAGUACAUACGUGGAGUAGGCAUCUUCGCGCAAACUCCUUCGCAUCGUGCAGACCUAGGCAGGCUUGCUAUUUCGUGGUCAAAGGUCGCACCAACACAAUUUCUGUCCGUCGGUCGAAAAGGUCACUUGUCCUAUUACGAGACGCAAUCAUCUACCAAUAUAUACCCGAAUCGCAAUCUGUUUUCAACGUUUCCCGCAAUUUAAUCUACCCCUCUAUCCUUCUUCGGACGUGAUCAGCUCUCACAAAGCUAUCGGUUACCAAUUUUCGGUCCAUCGACCCAAACUCGACCAGGAGAUACGGAAAUCUGACUAUUUUACUUUUUUCAAAGCUGUUAGCAAAUCCGGUCGCUAUGAGCGCUUCCCAGGACCACCACGCGACGGUCAAGGCGACCUUCGGGCAGAGGGCAGCGAAAACGGACCACCCUCUCGCCGCUUACCUUUUACGUUUGAUGGAGCUAAAGCAGUCCAACCUCUGCUUAAGUGCCGAUGUAUCCAAUGCCCGAGAAUUACUUCAGUUGGCUGAUGCAAUUGGUCCGUCCAUUGUCCUAUUCAAGACACAUUAUGAUCUCGUUGCAGGGUGGGAUUACCACCCCAAGACUGGCACCGGUGCCAAGCUCGGUGCUCUGGCGAGGAAACACGGCUUCCUUAUUUUUGAGGAUAGGAAAUUUGGUGAUAUUGGUCACACCGUUCAGCUACAGUACACGGCGGGUACUGCACGCAUCAUCGACUGGGCUCACAUCGUGAAUAUAAACAUGAUUCCCGGGAAGCCAGCAGUGAAGGCGCUGGCCGAAGCAGCUAAGCACUGGCGGUCCCGUGUUAACUAUGAGGUGAACACAUCCGUCACAGUCGGCACUCCUGUGUCCGAUUCCUUCAAUGAUAACGGCGACGACGACGACGAGGUGGCGGAGGAAGAAGCUGACACAGUGGGAGCCAUGCAUCCUCACCCCCCGUCGACUCAGCAUCGUGACUCCAACAGCACUGGCAGAAAAGGUAGCAUCGUCUCUAUUACCACGUUAACACAAUCCUUCGAGCCAGUCGACUCGCCACGCUUCGCGACCACAAUAGCUGAAGGAGACGAGUUAGUAUAUGCUGGGAUUGAAGAACCCCCAUGGGAACGUGGGCUCUUGAUACUGGCGCAGAUGUCGAGCGCAGGCAACUACAUGACACCCGAAUAUACACGCGCGUGUCAAGAGGCUGCGCGUGAGAACAAGGACUUCGUUAUGGGAUUCAUUUCCCAGGGAACCCUCAACACGGAACCUGAUGAUAACUUCAUUUCUAUGACACCUGGUGUUCAGCUUCCCCCUGAAGGCUCGGAAGAUGAGACGAUAGCCGGAGAUGGCAUGGGCCAACAAUACAACACGCCGACCAAAUUGAUUGGCGAUGCUGGGAGUGACAUUAUCAUCGUCGGUCGAGGCAUCCUCAAGGCUGGGGCCCCACGAGCGGAAGCCGAGCGGUAUCGAAGACGAGCAUGGAAAGCGUACUUGGCUCGGACAGGGCAACGUACAUGAAGAUGAAGAAUGUUUCCAGGAUAAUGGCGUAACGAAGCUUGGCAGCCUCUCCUAUCUCCUGUUUAAGGGAUUAUUGGAGCCUGGAGUUAGGAUUUCCAAGAUGGGUCUAGACUUCAAAAGGGCAUAUAUCAAUAGGCAUAAAGAAUCGCGAACACAAUAGCACAAGGCGAGCUUGGAUGUUUCUUAUUACAAACCCAUGGAGGUAGAAACGAUAGCUCCCGAGAGCAGCUCCUCAAUGGCGUAACAUAGGCCCUUCGUGACAACAGGAGUAGAACACUAGGUAUAUAUACCUGCCUGCUCGCCUGCCUAGGUACCUAGGUAAUUGGGUAAAACAAUAUCG
Xylaria bambusicola is the source of this 1887-nucleotide messenger RNA. Its product is annotated as Orotidine 5'-phosphate decarboxylase domain-containing protein. The transcript is spliced from 2 exons. Gene Ontology annotation, cellular component: cytosol. The coding region runs from base 390 to 1547 and encodes 385 amino acids. NCBI's taxonomy places the organism in Eukaryota, Fungi, Ascomycota, Sordariomycetes, Xylariales, Xylariaceae. Gene Ontology annotation, molecular function: orotidine-5'-phosphate decarboxylase activity. The record is from RefSeq and is a predicted model, not a curated record. Gene Ontology annotation, biological process: 'de novo' pyrimidine nucleobase biosynthetic process; 'de novo' UMP biosynthetic process.